AGUUUUGGGCUGGUAAAAGGGCAUUUACAUCGAGGGAGGUUGGGCAAAGUUAUUUAUAGCAAGAAGAAGGGAGUUUCCUGAAAUCAGGAGGUAUCAUGUCUUGCAGUUAACAACAUAUAUAAGUUAUAAAUGACACAUUAUACCUGGUGUAUGAAGGAGAUGACGAACUUUAUACUUUAGAGUUAAGGCUGAGGCUUUAGUUCUGAAAAAAAUGCAAGCUAGUACUGAGGGUUGGGGGGAUGCUUGUUUUUUGUUUUGAGCCACCUGGCAGUGCUCAGGGUUCACUCCUGUCUCUGCAGUCAGGAACCACUCCUGGUGGGUCUUGGGGGACCAUACGGGAUGCCGGGGAUAGAACCUGGGUUGACUGCAUGCAAAGCAAGCACCCUACCAGCUGGGCACAGGCCCUAAUACGGAGUUUUGAUUAGCUACUUCCUAGCCACCACCCUCACCUCUCAUAAGUUCCAGUUUAUACCAUCUAGAAAGGUUAGUCUCAAUAGAGGAAGACACGUUUUUAAAUCAAUAUAGGCAAUAACGAAGCAUUUAUCUUGAUGGCAUGUGGUAAUUAUUGGCUGAAUAAGAGAAAGCUCUUUUUUAAAUUUAUUUUGACUUUUGGGCCACAACCAGUGGUGCUUGGCGGUUCCUGCCAGCUUCGUGCUCAACAAGUUAUUUCCCUGGUGCUGUGGGCAGACUUGGGUUUAGUGUGGAGUUGGACCUGAGCCUCGUGAAAGCCAGGUUUGAAUUCAAACCACCUUUGAACUGUCUGCCUUGAAAAUGCUUAUUUAAAACCAUUGUUUUUUUUGUUUGUCUGUACAUGCUCAGGGCUUACUCCUGGCCCUGCACUCAGGCAGUGCUUGGAGGAACAUAUGGAUACUGGUGAUCAAACCUAGUUCAGCUGCAUUCAAGGCAAGCACCCUACCCGCUAUACUAUCGCUUCUGCCCAAGUCGUGUCUCUUUAUUAUUUUUAUCUUUUGGACCACACCCACCACUGCUCAGGUUAUUCCUGGCUCUGCGCUCAGGUAUUAUUCCUGGAGGUGCUCAAUGGCAGGCAUUGAACCCAGAUGGGCCAUGUGCAAGGCAAGGGCCCUAGCCACUGUACUAUCACCCUUGCCCAGGUUCUGUCUUUUUAAUGAUAGGGUGAGGAAUCCACCCCAGGCCCUCCCACAUGCUCCCAACUGCCUUACAGUAGUCCUAUUUCUACUGAUUUCACCUCUGGUCAGCAACUGGGAUGAUGCAAUCCAAGAGAAAAAGUCAAUAAAGCAGAAUGAUAGAACAACUCUGAGAACAAGGCAAACUUAAAGUUGCCUGUGGUUAACCUUUCUGCAGUUUUCAAUCUGUAACUUUGGCCAAGGGAAAGGACGGAACAGGGGGAAAUUCCUUCUUCCCAGCAGUCUCUCCAAUGUGCUCCCGGAGGAACGCUCUGAUCUGGGGCCUUGCCCCCGUCCUCACCAUUCUGGUUUCCAUGAUCAGCCUGGGAUGGAGGCGCCGGCAUAAGGCCCCCUGGGAUCUUCAUCUCUGCUCCACAGAUCUGACUGGGAAGACAGCAGUGGUGACCGGGGCCAAUAGUGGCAUCGGGAAGGCUGUGGCCCAGGAGCUGGCCCUCCGAGGGGCCUGUGUGAUCCUCGCCUGCCGAAACCCUGAGAAUGGACAGCGGGCUCUGAUGGAAAUCCAAGCGGCCACCAAGGGGAAGGGUCGCCUCCUGCUUGGCGACGUGGAUAUGAGUUCCAUGGCCUCUGUCAGGAGCUUUGCCAGCUGGCUUCAGCGGGAGCAUCCUGAGAUACACCUGCUGGUGAACAAUGCUGCUGUCUGUGGAUUACCCAUGAUUCUUACCCCAGAGGGUUUUGAUGUCACCUUUGCCACAAACUAUAUUGGACCCUUUCUGCUCACGAAUCUCCUCCUAGGGGUUUUGCAGCAGGCAGGCACCUCGCGGGUGGUUAACCUGUCUUCCUUUACACACGUGAAUGGCUACAUUGAUGAGGACCACCUGAUGGGCAUCGGAAAGCCUUUGGGCUUCAACCAGAACUACUGCUGCACCAAACUGCUGCUCAUCUUGUUCACCCAGGAGCUUGCUCAGCGGCUUCAAGGGACCGGUGUGACUGUGAACUCGGUGGAUCCGGGUGUGGUCUACACAGGAAUCAUGAAGUCUUUUCCCUGGUAUUACCGCUUUGGCUUCUGGCUUUUAAGCUUCUUCUUGAAGGUGGGUAGGGGAGAAGCUGACUCAGCUGCUUCUCCAUGUCCCCUGCCUGGGGUGACUCUGCCUACCCUGCCUGCAGCCCCAUCCUGCCUGUCCCCUCACUGCACCCACACCCUAAACGUCGAUGUCUCUACAGGAUCUCAAACAAUCAGUAGUCCCUGUCCUCUACCUGUGCUUAGCGAAGGAGCUGGAUGGCAUUUCUGGAAGAUACUUCAAAAAUUCUUGUGUGAUUACUCUUCCCUCUGAAGCUGCUCUGGACCAUCACGUGGGUCAGAGACUCUGGCAAACCACAGCCCGACUCACCAACCUGGACAAGACGGAUUGAUCUGUGCUGGCUGCUCUCUGCCCUCACCCCCUCCCCUGCACGCCCGGCCGUUGCUCUGCUGUUUUGCCUGCCUCCUUGGAUGGAUGGUCUUGUCUGGCCGAAGGUCACUUUUCUCUCUUCCUUCUGCUCAGUUGCAUGAAAGCCCAGAGAAGCCAGAACCUGGGCCAUACUCUUCAGUGGAAGUAGGGACUAGAAUCUCUUAGCUCAGAGUGAUGGGUCGUGGUUAGGGGAGUAAAACUCUUUCAGGUGGGCUGAAAGUAGGGUUUCAAGGACGGUGACCAGCAAAAGGGCAACACUCGCACCUGAGCCUCUUGGUAGCUGGACUUGGACUUCCUGACAUUGGAGGUCACACCACACAGUGCCUUCUGGAUGAAAGCCUCUGCCACUCUGCCAGCUUCUGUUAGGACAUCACCCCAGCUGGAUCUGUCUUUGCUGGGACCACAUGAAUCCCUCACAUGUGCGCCUGCUCUCUGCCCCAAGUCACACCCCUGGCUCUUACUCUACCUUUCUGUCAACCUCUUGCUCUUUGGUGAUGAGCCAAGAAAUAAAACCAGCAACAAUCUGAGAGUGUGAACUCUUUGUUUCUUCUCUGGGCUCUUUGUUUAGCUACAUAACAUUUGUUAUCAAGCUGGAAUGAUAGUACAAUGGUUAAGGCACUUGUCUUGUAUGAGGCUGAUCCCUGUUCAAAUCCUGUGUACCACAGAAAGUCUCCUGAGCACUGCCAAGGAUCACUCCUGAGCACAGAGCCAGGAAUAAAUAGACCCUGAGUACUACUGGGGAUGACCAAAAAUCCGAAAAGAAAAAAAUUAGGAAGCACUCAAAUCACACACACACACAUACACACAACACUUCAUUUUUUUUUUCUUUUUGGGUCACACAUGGUGAUGCUCAUGGGUUACUCCUGACUCUGCACUCAGGAAUCGCUCCUGGUGGUGCUCAGGAAACUGUUUGGGAUGCUGGGGAUUGAACCUGGGUCGGUUGCAUGCAAGGCAAACACCCUACCCGCUGUAUUAGCACUCCAGCCCCACACUUCAUAUUUUAUUAAGAUCUAUUUGACUGAACUGAUGUAUUUGUUACUGAGUUUUCCUAACCAUGAAUCAUGUCACUACAAACCUACUUCAAUUUUUAAAACAUGUUUACAACAUUUUGAAUAAUUUUAUGCAUAAGAAACUUUCACAAGUUUUUUUCCCUUUUUGGUUCAAACCCAGAGAUGCUCACGGGUUACUCCUGGCUCUGAACUCAGGAAUUACUUCUGGUGGUGCUAGGGGGACCAUAUAGGAUGCUGGGGAAUCGAACCUGGGUCGACCACAUGCAAGGCAAAUACCCUCCCUGCUGUACUAUCACUCCAGCCCCACUUUCACAAGUUUAACUAUACUUCAUUCCAGGUAUCUGAUCUUUUAUGCUGUUGGAAGUGAUAUUUAAAAAUUUGGUGGACAGGAGAAAUAGUAUAGCAGGUACGGCACUUGCUUUGGAUGUGGUCAACCUGGGUUUGAUCCCCAGCAUUGUCCCCCAGCACUGCCAGAAGUAAUUUCUGAAGGCAGAGCUAGGAGUAACCACUGAGUACUGCCAGGCAUGGCCCCAAAUCAUAAACACUACAUUACUGUCAUCCUGUUGCUCAUUGAUUUGCUCGAGUGGGCACCAGUAACAUUUCCAUUCGUCCUAGCCCUGCGAUUCUAGCAGUUUCCCUCUACUCGUCCUUCCCAAUGAUGCUGCAUUAGAGGCUCUUUCAGGGUCAGGGGAAUGAGAUCCAUCAUUGUUACUGUUUUUGGCAUAUCCAAUACACCACGGAUAGCUUGUCAGGCUUUGCUGUGCGAGAUUCUUCAUCACUCUCUUCUGGGAGCCUUGUUUUAUAGUCUCUGGAUCUUGGUCGUUGAUGGGAUUACACAGCG
Sorex araneus (European shrew) is the source of this 4405-nucleotide messenger RNA. Its product is annotated as retinol dehydrogenase 13. The coding region runs from base 1397 to 2437 and encodes 346 amino acids. The record is from RefSeq and is a predicted model, not a curated record. The transcript is spliced from 5 exons. NCBI's taxonomy places the organism in Eukaryota, Metazoa, Chordata, Mammalia, Eulipotyphla, Soricidae.